AUGAGCGGUACGCCAAGAAGUAGUCGUCGGAACCAGAAAGUGGAAUCUUCUGUUGGCGAACCAGCAACAAGUAGACCGCUAGAGAAUAACGAAACUGGACGAAGAAGAAGUUCUAGAAUAUCAACUAAAGUCGUGCCCACUGUGAAUAAAAAACCUUCCUCUAUAUCCACAAUUCGACGACCUGAAAAAGUUUUCAAAGCAACUAACUCGGAGUUUUCUGAUUCAGAUGAUGACAUGCCAGCACCAAAAAAGAAGUCUGACAAAACAAAAGAAUUGUUGAUGAGUCCGACGUCUGUUCUUGCGGAACAAGUUGGAACGCUAGAGAUUUCAACGACUGACGAUACUAAGAAACGUAAUCCAACGAAACCAAAAACACUAAAACCGACUAAUUUGAAAAAUCGACUCGUGCAACAGAGAACUCCAGAAAAGAAGAUGAGAUCACGUACCACUUCUGAGAGCACACCUGAAAAAAAAUCUCGUCAGGAAAGUGAUUCUGAAUCGGACUCUGAGGCUGAAAAACCAGUGUCAUCUUCUUUAACUGAGGGCAAUGGAGCACUAAGUGGAAGAGAAGAUGAGUUCAAUACUCUGAAGUCGUGGAUUUUGGAAAGUAAAUCGAAAAAAACCUCAUUGUCAAUGUAUGUCAGCGGUCAACCAGGAACUGGAAAAACAGCUACAACGCUGAGAGUUCUCACAGCUCUAGGAAAAGCUGUUCGCAGUUGCAUAAUUAAUUGUGCAUCAACGAGUACUAAGACUGCAUUAUUCAAAACAAUUUUUGAGUCACUUGAUUUGGAUGGUAAACCGAGUGUAGAAAGCUUCGAGGAACACGUGAAACAUUUCACUGUACCACUUGUUCUGGUUCUUGAUGAAAUUGACCACCUCGCAAAUCGAAAAAAUGCUGCACUUUACGCUGCUUUCCAAUGGCCCGAAACUUUGUCUCAUAAAAUUAUUAUUCUUGGAAUCGCCAAUUCGAUCGACUUAACGGAACGCCUUCUACCUAAAUUGAUGCUCACUAAGACUCCAAAGCGUUUAGUUUUUGAGCCAUAUACCAAAGACGACAUUGUCAAAAUUUUGAACGACAAGAUGAAAAAAGAGAAGGCUGUUAUCGACGCGAAAUCCAUCGAACUAACGGCGAGAAAAGUCGCUGCCAUGAGUGGCGAUCUUCGUACAGCUCUUCACAUUUUCAAGCAACAAAAAAGCCGUCUGAUGCCUAUGGAUCAGGAAUCUGGCCCUCCUGGAACUCCUGUCAAUGGGUGUCGCGAAGUGCUUGGUAUCAUAAACAACGUUUACUCCUCACCUCUCUCGCGAGCUAAACUUCCUCUUCAACCAAGGAUUCUUCUUGCAGUAUCAUUAGCACUUUCCUCCAGCAAAAAGAGUAUUUUCGAUCGGAACUCACUUUACCGUGCAUAUUACAAAGCGUGUACAGCACUUCGAAUGCCGCCUCUUGAGGACGACGAUCUUCAUUCAGCUUUUCAGACUCUUGAAUCACAGUCCUUCAUUCGUCUGCUGAAUGGUGGCAAGCUUGUUCUUCAAGUGGACGCUCCCACAGCAAAAUCGGCUAUCAGUGACAAUGCCUUGCUCGAUCAAAUCGGAAUCCUCCAAUUUUAA
This is a messenger RNA of Caenorhabditis remanei, 1605 nucleotides long. RefSeq lists its product as uncharacterized. NCBI's taxonomy places the organism in Eukaryota, Metazoa, Nematoda, Chromadorea, Rhabditida, Rhabditidae. Bases 1 to 1605 code for a protein of 534 amino acids. The transcript has 6 exons. Gene Ontology annotation, biological process: DNA replication initiation; cell division; mitotic DNA replication checkpoint signaling. The record is from RefSeq and is a predicted model, not a curated record. Gene Ontology annotation, cellular component: nucleus. Gene Ontology annotation, molecular function: ATP hydrolysis activity; DNA replication origin binding.